Messenger RNA from Orcinus orca (killer whale), 3146 nucleotides. RefSeq names its product autophagy related 9A (gene ATG9A). Gene Ontology annotation, cellular component: phagophore assembly site; autophagosome. Lineage: Eukaryota; Metazoa; Chordata; Mammalia; Artiodactyla; Delphinidae. Gene Ontology annotation, biological process: protein localization to phagophore assembly site; autophagy of mitochondrion. The record is from RefSeq and is a predicted model, not a curated record.
CAGUGAGUGGCAGACGCCGGGCCUACUGCUCCGGGUCUGGCUGAGCCCAGUGGAGCCGACGGAGCCCCUGGAAUCACCCGGGUCACCGUCCCUGAGGUGAAACGCGAGACCGGAUACCGAAAUCUCACGGCCCGGGUCGGGCCUGGCCAGGGGUGCCCUCGGAGCCCUAAGAACCCCUGAACCCAGGCCCGGCUGGCAGGGGCUCUAUGGGCCCUGGGUCUACACUGACCCAGUAAGUGGUGAGUUCCCUGAGGGCUUGGUCAGCUUAGGACCCAGGGUUCUCACUAACCCAGGGAAUCCCACCGGGGCCUGGCUGGGCAGGGCUUCACAGCCACGGGGUCUGCACUGACUGGUUGAGUGCCACCUAGAUCAUGCCUGGCUCCAGGACCAAGCAGCUGCAGAGCCAGGGCAUCGAGGGCUGGAGUGGAGCAGACACUGCCCAUGGAGCUGGUGGACAAGGUGGACAGGGAGCGGUGGUGAUGGCGCAGUUUGACACUGAAUACCAGCGCCUAGAGGCCUCCUACAGCGAUUCACCCCCCGGGGAGGAGGACCUGUUGGUGCAUGUCCCUGAGGGGAGCAAGUCACCUUGGCACCACAUCGAAAACCUUGAUCUCUUCUUUUCUCGAGUUUAUAAUCUACACCAGAAGAAUGGCUUCACUUGUAUGCUCAUCGGGGAGAUCUUUGAGCUCAUGCAGUUCCUCUUUGUGGUUGCGUUCACCACCUUCCUGGUCAGCUGUGUGGACUACGACAUCCUAUUUGCCAACAAGAUGGUGAACCACAGUCUUCACCCUACCGAGCCUGUCAAGGUUACUCUGCCAGAUGCCUUUUUGCCUGCCCCAGUCUGUAGUGCCAGGAUUCAGGAAAAUGGCUCCCUUAUCACCAUCCUCGUCAUUGCUGGUGUCUUCUGGGUUCACCGGCUCAUCAAGUUCAUCUAUAACAUUUGCUGCUACUGGGAGAUCCACUCCUUCUACCUGCAUGCUCUGCGCAUCCCCAUGUCUGCGCUUCCAUACUGCACGUGGCAAGAAGUACAGGCCCGGAUUGUGCAGACCCAGAAAGAGCACCAGAUCUGCAUCCACAAGCGUGAGCUAACAGAGCUGGACAUCUACCACCGCAUCCUCCGUUUCCAGAACUACAUGGUGGCACUGGUUAACAAAUCCCUCCUGCCUCUGCGCUUCCGCCUGCCCGGUCUCGGGGAGGUUGUCUUCUUCACUCGGGGCCUCAAGUACAACUUCGAGCUGAUCCUCUUUUGGGGACCUGGCUCUCUGUUUCUCAAUGAAUGGAGCCUCAAGGCUGAGUACAAACGUGGGGGACAACGGCUCGAGCUGGCCCAGCGUCUCAGCAACCGCAUCCUGUGGAUUGGCAUCGCCAACUUCCUGCUGUGCCCCCUCAUCCUCAUCUGGCAGAUCCUCUAUGCCUUUUUCAGUUACGCCGAGGUGCUGAAGCGGGAGCCGGGGGCCCUGGGAGCACGUUGCUGGUCGCUCUACGGCCGCUGCUACCUCCGCCACUUCAACGAGCUGGAGCACGAGCUACAGUCCCGCCUCAACCGAGGCUACAAGCCCGCAUCCAAGUACAUGAAUUGCUUCUUGUCACCUCUGCUGACACUGCUGGCCAAGAACUGCGCCUUCUUUGCUGGCUCCAUCCUGGCCGUGCUUAUUGCCCUCACCAUCUACGACGAAGAUGUGUUGGCUGUGGAACAUGUCCUCACCACUGUCACGCUCCUGGGGGUCACCGUGACCGUGUGCAGGUCCUUUAUUCCGGACCAGCACAUGGUGUUCUGCCCUGAGCAGCUGCUCCGCGUGAUCCUCGCUCACAUCCACUACAUGCCUGACCACUGGCAGGGUAAUGCCCACCGCUCGCAGACCCGGGACGAGUUUGCCCAGCUCUUCCAGUACAAGGCAGUGUUCAUCUUGGAGGAGUUACUGAGCCCCAUUGUCACACCGCUCAUCCUCAUCUUCUGCCUGCGCCCACGGGCCCUGGAGAUUAUAGACUUCUUCCGCAAUUUCACCGUGGAGGUCGUUGGUGUUGGAGAUACCUGCUCCUUCGCUCAGAUGGAUGUUCGCCAGCAUGGGCACCCCCAGUGGCUGUCCGGUGGGCAGACGGAGGCCUCAGUGUACCAGCAAGCCGAGGACGGGAAGACAGAGUUGUCACUCAUGCACUUUGCCAUCACCAACCCUGGCUGGCAGCCACCACGUGAGAGCACGGCCUUCCUCGGUUUCCUCAAGGAGCAAGUUCAGCGGGACGGAGCAGCUGCAGGCCUUGCCCAAGGGGGUCUGCUCCCGGAAAAUGCCCUCUUUACGUCCAUCCAAUCCUUACAAUCUGAGUCUGAGCCACUGAGCCUUAUUGCAAAUGUGGUAGCCGGCUCAUCCUGCCGGGGCCCCCCACUGCCCAGAGACUUGCAGGGCUCCAGGCACAGGGCUGAGGUCGCCUCUGCCCUGCGCUCCUUCUCCCCGCUGCAGCCUGGUCAGGCUCCCACAGGCCGGGCUCCCAGCACCAUGACAGGCUCUGGGGUGGAUGCCAGGACAGCCAGCUCCGGGAGCAGUGUGUGGGAAGGACAGCUGCAGAGCCUGGUGCUGUCGGAAUAUGCAUCCACUGAGAUGAGCCUGCAUGCCCUCUAUAUGCACCAGCUCCACAAGCAACAGGCCCAGGCUGAACCUGAGCGGCAUGUGUGGCACCGCCGGGAGAGUGAUGAGAGUGGGGAGAGUGCCCCCGAAGAGGGGGGAGAGGGUGCCCGGGGCCCCCAGCCUAUCCCCCGCUCCGCCAGCUAUCCCUGUGCUGCAUCCCGGCCUGGAGCUCCCGAGACCACUGCCCUGCAUGGGGGCUUCCAGAGGCGCUAUGGAGGCAUCACAGAUCCUGGAACAGUGCCCCGGGCUCCCUCUCACUUCUCUCGGCUGCCCCUUGGGGGAUGGGCUGAAGAUGGGCAGUCAGCAUCAAGGCACCCAGAGCCCGUGCCCGAAGAGGGCUCAGAGGAUGAGCUUCCCCCUCAGGUGCACAAGCACGUGACCAUGCCGACUCCGCUGUUCUAUUUUGCCUUCCCUAGCGUGCACCUCCUUCGGAGACACUCGGCCAAUGGGGCCCUGGGUAGGAGCUGGGAGCGGCCCUGGUGGGCGGGGCUGCUGCGGAAGAGAGCGGCUGGAGGCAGAGGCUGA